AUGGGUGCCACAUGCAAGUUUAGAGAAAGAGAUAGAGACAGAGAUGUUCUUCUUUAUAACUCAAAUUCAAAUUUGGCAAACUAAAGCUAAUAUUUAGAUAAUAAACUUAACUAAAAAUACAGAAUGUGUAGCAAGAGUAACAAAUCCAGGAACGCUACUAACUCCCCAAUCACUAUUGAAAGGCCGCAUUUCUUUAUAAUAUAUCCAAAAAAUGAAAAUUAACUAAAUGACUUAGUACUACAACUCUAAAACCUCAAUCGAAAUAACAAUUAUUUUAUAGAAGAGUACUCAUAAAUGACAAGCUAAUAGGAAGAAUCGAAAUAUGAAAGCAAUUUCGCUUUAGAAGGAAUUUCUGAAGGAUCGUUCAAUGUUUUUCGUAUAUGA
Messenger RNA from Paramecium tetraurelia, 384 nucleotides. RefSeq lists its product as uncharacterized. The record is from RefSeq and is a predicted model, not a curated record. NCBI's taxonomy places the organism in Eukaryota, Ciliophora, Oligohymenophorea, Peniculida, Parameciidae. The transcript has a single exon.